UCAGAAUCUGUUGACUAACUGUCCCAUUUUGUUUUUCCUCGACGCUUGUCGACAAUCCAUCACGCCCUUGCCCCCGUUGACCGAAACUCAGGCAUUUAGUGAAGGAGUGGAGGGAGAAUCUGCAACUGCAGGAAUCGGGGUCAAGCUAUCUCGGCACCGACGAUACAGGGCAGAAUCAGCACUGUGACUCAUUUUUCUCGCAGAACUGAUAUGUAUAUUUCAGAAUUUGAGCUACUUUACAUACAUCUCGCUCAUGGCUCUUCACAACAUAAUUCUCAAUUCCCCUACCGGGCGUUUACAAUUAGCACCCGCCGAUGGAGCAAACGACGAAGCGAACGCGAAGAUUCGAUGCCAUGCAGUAACGCGACAGUAUCUGCGCCUCCUUCCCGAACACUGUUCUACGGAAGAUGCGCGUAAAUUACGUGAAGAAAGGCUCACCGAUCCAUCAAAACUCGAGUUCCAUGUUUACACCGUCGACAAGGACGGAAACAAGCAGUUCGUUGGAGGAACAAUGAUUUUCUACAUUGAUGAAAGUCAAAAGUCAUGUGAAGUGGGAAUUAUACUGUCCGCAGACGUGCACAGGGGUGGAGUUGCUACAGAUGUGUUUUAUGCAUUAUUGACUUACAUCUUCGAGGAACGGGGAUUCCAUCGGGUGACAUUUGAAACGAGUGCUGAGAACUUAGCUAUGAGAGGCUGGUUAGAAAAGGUAGCCGAUGCUAGGUUGGAAUCCCGUCGAGUAGAGGCAUGGAAAGACGUGGGCGAUGGUGGUUAUAGCGAUGUGACUGGGUAUGCAAUCCUGGAUAGGGAAUGGAAAGAACGAGUCAAAGCAAAUCUGGCGAGGAAAUUGGGCCUGUAA
Marasmius oreades (fairy-ring Marasmius) is the source of this 856-nucleotide messenger RNA. RefSeq lists its product as uncharacterized. Bases 254 to 856 code for a protein of 200 amino acids. The record is from RefSeq and is a predicted model, not a curated record. The transcript has 3 exons. Gene Ontology annotation, molecular function: protein-N-terminal-alanine acetyltransferase activity; protein N-terminal-serine acetyltransferase activity. Gene Ontology annotation, cellular component: cytoplasm. NCBI's taxonomy places the organism in Eukaryota, Fungi, Basidiomycota, Agaricomycetes, Agaricales, Marasmiaceae.